GCAAAGCAAGAAGAAGCAGGCUCCUCCUUCGCUUCCCGUCCUCCUCGUCUCCUUGUUGCACAAGAGAAAUGGGAGGGAUUUGUUACAAAACUUAGACACCGUGUGGCGGCAAACAGUUUGUGAAUGUUGAAGUCCACAGCUGUGCAGUCAGUUUUAACAGCUGGGAUUUAUUCACUAACAACAAUUUGCUGAGUGUAAGGACAUGUCUACCAGACAAACAAAACGUGAAGCUACUUUGAAGUACAUGACACCAGAUACCAAUGCAACAGUCCGACGGUCAUCUCCCACUCGAAGGGCUGUCGCCCCUAAACGGCUCGACUUUUCUCCAGACGUAGCAGAUGAAACGGUGGCGAGAAAAAAAGCAAAAAGCAAAAACAAAAUGCCAAGGAAGAGGAGAAAGGAUGAAGAUGAAUUGGACCAGACAGCUAAUGUUGGAGGACUGUCUGCAUAUGAACUGGAGCGUCUUGAGAACAUCAGGAAGAACCAGGCUUUUCUGUCCUCCAUCAACUUACUCCAGGCCAGAGAGGAUUUGCAUCAGACCACACGACCAAAGCCAUCACAGCGAGGUUUGAGGCCCCAGUCAGCUGUUAAGGAAGUACUUCCUCCUCGUAAAUCCCUACGCCUUCAGAAUAAACCAGCAGAGAAGUUGACUCUUCCCAAAGAACCUACUGAUUUGCUUCACCCUGAUCUGACCCGUGUAUUAAAGAAGCCCAGUGGCGCUCUUCACAUGAAUCCCAUAAAUCAGGAUGGGGAUUUCAAGCUGCCACCAGAGCUUCUACAGCUCUCCUCGGAGGACACAAAGGAGGAGAAGAGGAAGCUUGAUCUAAAAGAGUACAUUUCUGCACUGAAAAACCUUAAGAUAAGAGAAGACGAUGUGGUCAAAGUGGUGAAAGAUCGCGUCUUCUCUGCAGCCUUCCAUCCUUGCAGCAGCAGCCUGUUGCUCGCUGCUGGAGACAAGUGGGGGAAAGUAGGACUUUGGAAUAUGGGUGCUGAAUGGGGCGAUGACGGUGUUCUGCUCUUUGAGCCCCACUCUCGUCCGGUGGGUAGCAUGGCGUUCUCCAGGUGUCAUCCUAAUCAACUGCUGAGCGCCAGCUACGACGGAUCCUUGCGCUGCAUGGAUGUGGAGAAGGCCGUAUUUGAUGAUGUGUAUGACAUUAAUGAUGGCCUGAAAACAUUUGCCUUUAUGUCACAUGACUGUUCAACACUUCUGGUAGGGACCUGGUUUGGAGAGGUUGCCAUCGUCGACAGGCGGACUCCAGGAAACUCCCAUGAGUCUCUUCACUCCCUAAACACCAAGGCUGUUCGCUGUGUAGACGUCCAUCCUCUCCAGAUGCAAUACUUUGUCGCAGCAGAAAGCAGGACAGUAAGUAUUUAUGACAGCAGAUACUUGAAGAAGACCCAAAGCAAGGCAGUGUCUCACCUGAAUGGGCACGCUCUAUCCAUCACCAGUGCUUAUUUCUCACCUUGCACUGGAAACCGAGUGCUCACCUCAUGUCUGGACAAUCACAUAAGGAUAUACGACACAUCUUCGUUGACUACUGAACCUCCCUUGAUUACAUCCAUCAGUCAUGACAUGCAGACGGGCCGCUGGUUGUCGAAGCUCUCGGCAGUGUGGGACCCCAAGCAGGAGGACUGCUUUGUGGUAGGAAGUAUGAAAAGACCCCGGCGGGUGGAGGUGUUCCACGAAAGCGGGCAGCUGCUACACUCCUUCCUGGAUGAGAACCUUGGCACGGUGCUGUCCGUCACCGCCUUUCAUCCCACAAGAAAUGCCCUUCUGGGGGGAAAUUCAUCAGGACGCAUGCACGUCUUUCACAGUUGGAGCGAAGGCCAGUGAGUUUACAACCAUCAUCUCUGGGUGAGAUGAGUAUUGUAGGAAAGAGCUGACUACACAGGUACUGUCAAAAAUUAGAAGGGUCAUUAAAAAAGGUUGAUUUAGCAAAUAUUCAUUAAUGAGCUCUCUGUAGUCAUCAGAGUCUAUAAAAAUCCAUUACAGAUGUGUUGCACCUUUUUUUUUUUUAAAAAUAAGCUUUUGUCUCUUUAGAUUGUUGCUCAGAAGACUUUCAUAGUCUGACUUCUCAGGGUCUUUUUACCCUUUUGUUCACAGUUUGCUGAGCUGCCAAUGCAACUGCCUGUGUCCUGCUUCUAUGCACCUCAUACAUACAUUCCUAGUGUUAAUAAAUUAAUUCCUUUAUCGUUCUCUUCAGAAUUUCUUUACAUUGUAUCCUCUAUAGAGAAGACAACUCGCUCAUUCUUUGAAACCCAUCUUAUUGAUUUAAGGCUUAUUUUGGGGGGAGAUUUGACCACAUGCCUUCUUAGUUUUACAGAAAUGUAACUAUUGUGGUUUAUUUAUUACUUUGAACAGGACCACCAUACAAUAAACUUCAGCAUAUUUAGACAUCUUUAGGUUGAGGUUAGUUUUCUGAAUAAUGUUGAAAUAUUUGCACCAUUUUUUUUUUAAAUUACGAAAGUUUGAAAAUACAGCAAGUCCACUGCAUUGUUUGUGGAACUGUUUUUUUUAAAUGUUUUUAUCUUUGUGACGUUUGCAUAAAAACAAUAAAGUUAUGCAGUAACAUGACUGCUACAGAGAAUUUUAUUCCUAAAUUUUGUCACCUCUAAGGUGCAGCAGCUUGACAAAUUUUAAACAAAAAACAUUUUCUUAUGUGGUUGACCUGAAUUAAUUAUUAUAAAUGGCUAAUCAAUGUUUUUAUUCAGUUGUCCAUGUUCUUGAAUGUUUUAUUUGUAAAAUUUAAACUGAAUUUAAAUCAACUGCGAGAUUUAAAGUAUGAAUAUUGUUUAUUCACAGAUUACACUAGUCUUCAGUCAAUAAUAGGAAAAAAGCAGUCUUGGUUAGAGGAACUGAAUGCAGAACAUAAAGCUUACAGAGACAUUGGCAUGUGCUGGACUUUGAUACAAGAAGAAAGAUUACAGUAGGAACAUGUUUGACACCUAAAUCCUGUUGACAUGUUUUACUGAGAAGAAAGCUAGUAGCUUGAUAGCUAAAGUGGUACUCCAGUUAAUGUGCCAGCUCAAGUUCACAACAUUCCAGUUAUCCAGUUUAACUUCCUGGAUAAAUCAAACUGCAUUGUACAAGUGGGCACAGAAUUUUUUUUUCUUCUUUUUUUUUUUUUUUUACCUUGCUGCAGUAAAAUAUACAAAAUUUGUACUAAAGGCAAAUGAGAAUUCAAUGGGUUCUCCUUUUGCACUCUUGAAAACAGACUUUCACAAAAACGUUUUGCAUUUAAUCAAAUUGCAUAAAUUAAUCUGAUUUAUAGAGAAGACAAAGAACAACAAAACUGGCUUUUACGUUAAAAGGUUUUUCUAAGAACGGGGACCAAAAUCUGUUCCAAACAUGCCUCUACAGUAUUCUUUGAUGCACCGUAAAUGUUUAGCAAGCCUUGAAGGCAAAGAUUUGCAUUUAACGAGUCAGACGUUUUUACUACAGAAUCUGAAACAUUUUGUUUAUAUAGGACAGGGGUGUCCAAAUUUAGUCUCUAACUUUUAAAUGUAUUCCUUCUCCAACACACCUGAAUCGAAUUAAUUUGCUUGACUAGAGAACUAGACUUGGGCACCCCUUAUUGAGCACAUUUUAUUACACAUAAACACAAAUGUAAGCAACAAGGAAAUGUUCCUGCUUGAUUGGCAAUUUCUUUGUUUUUAGAAUGCCGUCUGGUACAAACUGAAUUAAAGCUUAAAUAUGAGUAGCCUACUGAAAUAUGCAGUUGAAACCAGUUGUAUACAUGGACUGUGUUUUUUUU
Messenger RNA from Xiphophorus couchianus (Monterrey platyfish), 3755 nucleotides. RefSeq names its product WD repeat domain 76 (gene wdr76). The transcript has 15 exons. Gene Ontology annotation, biological process: regulation of DNA damage checkpoint. The record is from RefSeq and is a predicted model, not a curated record. Gene Ontology annotation, molecular function: protein binding; DNA binding. Lineage: Eukaryota; Metazoa; Chordata; Actinopteri; Cyprinodontiformes; Poeciliidae. Bases 203 to 1834 code for a protein of 543 amino acids. Gene Ontology annotation, cellular component: nucleus.